AUGGGAGUCGUUGACCCAAAGGAGGGAAGACAGGUUUACGCACACGCCAAGCCCCUCCCCCCCCGGGCCUCUCACGCCAAGCCCCUCCCCCCGGGCCUCUCACGCCAAGCCCCUCCCCCAGCCUCUCACGCCAAGCCACCUCCCCCCGGGCCUCUCACGCCAAGCCCCUCCCCCGGGCCUCUCACGCCAGCCCCUCCCCCGGGCCUCUCACGCCAAACCCCCCCCCCGGGCCUCUCACGCCAAGCCACCCCCCGGGCCUCUCACGCCAAGCCACCCCCGGCCUCUCACGCCAAGCCCACCCCCGGCCUCUCACGCCAAGCCACCCCCCCGGCCGGCUCACGCCAAGCCACCCCCCUCCCGACCUCUCACGCCAAGCCACCCCCUCCCGGCCUCUCACGCCAAGCCCCCCCCCUGGCCUCUCACGCCAACCCCUCCCCCCUGGCCUCUCACGCCAAGCCCCCCCCGGCCUUUCACGCCAAGCCCCUCCCCCCUGGCCUCUCACGCCAAGCCCCUCCCCUGGCCCCCUGGCCUCUCACGCCAAGCCACUCCCCCUGGCCUCAUCUUCCUAUGGCCUCUCACACCAAGCCCAUCCCCCUGGCCUUAAACUCAUGGCUGCCCAAGCUCACCAAGCCCCUGGCCUCUCACACCAAGCCCCUGGCCCCCUGGCCUCAUCUUCCUGUCUGA
Molecule: messenger RNA, 684 nt
Organism: Oncorhynchus gorbuscha (pink salmon)
Lineage: Eukaryota; Metazoa; Chordata; Actinopteri; Salmoniformes; Salmonidae
Product: extensin-1-like
Exons: 3
Coding region: 1-684 (227 amino acids)
Source: RefSeq, a predicted model, not a curated record